Cucumis melo (muskmelon) is the source of this 707-nucleotide messenger RNA. RefSeq names its product light-regulated protein, chloroplastic-like. NCBI's taxonomy places the organism in Eukaryota, Viridiplantae, Streptophyta, Magnoliopsida, Cucurbitales, Cucurbitaceae. The record is from RefSeq and is a predicted model, not a curated record. Bases 110 to 541 code for a protein of 143 amino acids. The transcript has 3 exons. Gene Ontology annotation, cellular component: chloroplast.
UAUCUAGAGAGACACCCUCCAGUGUAUUCUAUAUAAAGAGUUAAUUAUAACUUACUUAUGCUCAUUCAAAUCUCAAAACCUUAUUUACAACAUAUCAUCAAAAUCCAAAAUGCAGGCCGCUGUUCUUAGCAUUGCUGUUCCUUCCCUUCUUCCCAGCUCAACACUUUCCAAUAGUAGCCAUUCUCAUUUCCCUUUCAUCACAUUUGGUUCUAACUCAUCACGUCCCUCGGCCAUCAAAGCAACCGCCUCGGUCGUCUAUGACACAUCUGUAGUUGAUUAUAGCUCUGCUAUCUCGGUGUUUCCAGCAGAAGCAUGUGAGACAAUAGGUGGAGAGGCAUGUUGUUGGGCAAAUAUGUUUCCAGAAGUAAGGCUUCAGCCUUCACUUAACAAUAAUCAAAACCCCGCCGUUGCAAAUUUGGAGGAGAUUGAUAGAGAGUAUCUUGAUUAUGCCGCCGAUUCAAAGACUGUUUUCCGAGGAGAGGCUUGCGAUGAUCUUGGUGGAGAAUUCUGUGAAGCUGAGUUCCUAAAUGGGGUUUUCUAGUCUUUUUAUUUCAUAACAAGCACAAAAAUAAAAUACUAGAGGCUUCUUAGUUGUUGUUUGAUUAGCCCCCAUAUGCCCAUAUCAUAGCUUCUCUAAUUGUAACUUAAAGUCUGUAACAUCCUUUUCACUAUUCUCUAUAAAUAAUAAUGCUUAAAUGUUUUAGCUA